AUGUCGGGGCGCUCGCCGCGGCCGGGAGAGGAGAGCGCGAGGCAGCGCCACAAGGAGGAGCUGAGCCGGAGGAUUAAAGAGCAGAAAAUUGUAGUUGAUGAGCUUUCUAAUUUAAAGAAGAACCGGAAAGUUUAUAGGCAGCAACCCAAUAGCUACAUAUUCUUCCUUGCAGAUCGAACAGAAACACUAUCUCAAUGCAAAAAUACAUUAGAUGAAUUGAAGAAGGCACAUCAAGAGUUAGAAAAUUCAGAGAAGACCAAAAUCAGGAAAUAAUCCAUUGGAAUUCAGAGAAAAAAAAUCAGAAAACAAAAUCAAGAAGUAGUUCACUUG
This is a messenger RNA of Nothoprocta perdicaria, 330 nucleotides long. It is a transcript of the gene ASDURF, whose product is annotated as ASNSD1 upstream reading frame. Bases 1 to 273 code for a protein of 90 amino acids. The transcript is spliced from 4 exons. NCBI's taxonomy places the organism in Eukaryota, Metazoa, Chordata, Aves, Tinamiformes, Tinamidae. The record is from RefSeq and is a predicted model, not a curated record.